Messenger RNA from Mollisia scopiformis, 1720 nucleotides. Its product is annotated as pectin lyase-like protein. Bases 369 to 1685 code for a protein of 438 amino acids. The record is from RefSeq and is a predicted model, not a curated record. Gene Ontology annotation, molecular function: polygalacturonase activity. Gene Ontology annotation, biological process: carbohydrate metabolic process. The transcript has 6 exons. NCBI's taxonomy places the organism in Eukaryota, Fungi, Ascomycota, Leotiomycetes, Helotiales, Mollisiaceae.
CCCCGCAUUCGAGGUAUUUACCCAACCUACAGUAGUCAGGUACGCGAACUCCUCUCCGGGAAUGAGACCCCGUACAAAUCUUCCCGGGUAUCUCGGGUAAGUAACCCCUGGCUACUUCACCCGGAUCUCUUCACUCUCAUCUUUGAUUACUGCAAAGAUCAUCAAUAGACAGCAGCAGAUGGUACUUUAUACGCCUUUCGAUUCGAGGAAAAUUGUACGUCCAAGUAGACGUACAACAACUUCGUCAAUGUCCGCCAUGACAGUCGCUCUGGGCUGCGUACACCUGACUCACUUGAGCAUAAUUGAUAUAGUUUGUUGAACGCAGCACUUCGGUCUGUAAUGGAUGUUACCAUUGAUCAUCCUUUCAAAUGGUUGCCAUACACUCGUACUCGGCCAUUACUCUGCUGACGGUUGCUGCAUUCGUUGGUGGAGGAGUUGCACAAUCCUCAUGCGAGCCCUCGAUACCUCCGAGACCCUCUCCCACAGCCUAUCCAUACCAUCCAGCGAAGAAUCAUGAAGUUUCACCCCCGAGAACCAAGACAUGCUACGUGCAAGCUUUUGGAAACGGCCAAGACGACAGCCAAACCAUUUUUUCUGCUCUAAAAGCCUGCAAUAACGGCGGAACCGUCGCUCUUCUAGAUGCGCAGUACACAAUCGCUCGCCCUCUCGAUUUGACUUUCUUGAACGCAGUGGACCUCGUCAUCGCUGGUGAGGUAUCUUUCACGCCAGAUAUUGCAUUCUGGACAGCAAACUCUCUCAAAUACAGUUACCAGACAUCUGCGCUGUUCUGGCAAAUUGGAGGCACGGAUGUGAAUAUCUAUGGAGGUGGCACCAUCAAUGGCAAUGGACAGGUGUAUUGGGAUGCAUUAAUCACCAACUCGUCUGUGGUGAGGCCACAUCUGAUGGGAAUCAUGGGUUUGCAGGGUGGCACCAUCAGCAAUUUGAACCUGAAAAAUCCUCCCAAUUGGUUCCAUUUUGUGGCAAAUAGCUCAGAUGUACUCUUCGAUAGCAUGAAAAUGACCGCAAUCUCAAAUGAUACGCAUCCAGCUGCGAAUUCUGAUGGCUGGGACUUGUACAGAUCCGACUCGAUUGUUGUUCAGAACUCGUACAUUUACAACGAUGAUGACUGUGUAUCCUUCAAACCCAAUAGCACGAACAUUGUUGUUCAACACCUAGUCUGUGUUGGCUCUCACGGCAUUUCAGUUGGCUCACUGGGCCAGUAUGCUGGGGAGGUUGAUAUUGCUGAGAACCUUUACAUUUACAAUAUCUCCAUGACGAACGCCACGGAUGGUGCCCGCAUUAAGAUCUUGCCUGGCGUUGCACCUGGUAGCAAUGCUACAGGCGUUGGAGGUGGAAGUGGAUAUGUUCGCAACGUGACUUACAACGGAAUGCAUGACGUGAACGAUGCUUAUGCUAUUGAACUGAACCAGUGCUAUGAAAGCAGCACGACACUCUGCGCCAAAUACCCCUCAUCGAUACUGAUCGAAGAUAUACUUUUCCAAGACUUUACUGGAACCGCAUCCACGAAAUACGCUCCCAUUGUCGGUACUUUAGUCUGCAGUAGUACAGCAGUGUGCCAAAAUAUCGUUGCAGAGAAUAUAAAUAUCACAACGCCAACUGGUGUGACUGCGGAAUGGACUUGUACGAACGUGGACAAGUCAACUUUGGCGAUCAACUGCGUCUGACGAAGCUCCGGUCGCUCUUGAAGGCAUUAGAAUAG